Molecule: messenger RNA, 843 nt
Organism: Trametes versicolor FP-101664 SS1
Lineage: Eukaryota; Fungi; Basidiomycota; Agaricomycetes; Polyporales; Polyporaceae
Exons: 1
Source: RefSeq, a predicted model, not a curated record
GACUUCGACAUGGAAGACCCCGGAUCCCCUCAUUCGCCGCACCCCGCUCUUCCCGAGCUCGAGGAUGAAGAUAUGCAGCCACCUUCGCCGGAGUCGCACGCUCCUUUGGUGGCUACCAUUUCUCCGUCCCUGCUCGGGGGCUCUCCCCCGCCCGAACGAGAAGGACUCGGUCUCUUUCUUCAGUCAUUCUCCAUCGACCCCCCUCUCGCGCGUUCGCCCUCUCCAACAGAAGACGAACUGCAGUUUAUCGAAGUCCAGCUCGACCCCGCGUCGACCGAUCUGCCCAACGAUGAGUUUCUCCAGCUCCGGGCGCUCCGGAAGAACGCGCUCCAGCAGGAGCGCGAGGCGCGCCGAGCCGAAUCGGAGCUCAGCGAACGCGUCACGGUCGCCGCAAGCGCGCUGCUACCGCCCGCCGAGGGAUCCUGCGGUGUUUCGCCGACGGACCUCGAUGUGGCGGAGAAGCGCGCGCGCAAGCGCGAGCUGCACGUCGCGAUGGACAUGCGCGCAGAGGCGCGGCGUGUACGCAAACUGCAGAAGCAGCGGAGCAAGGAGAUCGGUGCGCUGCUCGACCUCAAGAUGCAAACGCCGAUCUCGCCGAUGGAGGGCAUGCCCCCGCUCGUUGGCGGCGGCAAGGCGUGGACGCGGAGCAUCGCGCAUCUCAUCGCGCACAUGGUCCUGCGCAGACACGACCGCGCGCGCCCCCUCGAGAAUCGACCCCCACCCGACUCCUCCCUACGGAGAAAGUCGUCUUUGCAGUUCUCUGUCUCCGCUGAUGAUCUUCUGGCUCUGGGUACCGACGACGAGGGUCUGGGCGUCGACAUGGAUUGUGACAUGGAGGAGUGA